Molecule: messenger RNA, 1652 nt
Organism: Phalaenopsis equestris
Lineage: Eukaryota; Viridiplantae; Streptophyta; Magnoliopsida; Asparagales; Orchidaceae
Product: glycerol-3-phosphate 2-O-acyltransferase 6-like
Exons: 3
Coding region: 189-1652 (487 amino acids)
Biological process (GO): cutin biosynthetic process
Cellular component (GO): membrane
Molecular function (GO): phosphatase activity; glycerol-3-phosphate 2-O-acyltransferase activity
Source: RefSeq, a predicted model, not a curated record
AACGGUACGUGGAAUUCCCGCGGUGUUGGAAAUUUACUUCAUUAAUUAGCCUGCAAAUUCCAAAUCAUCCCUCUUCUCCUCCCUUCAAAUCUAUAUAAACCCUCACAGUAAUCCUACCCAAUUCGCAGCAGAAUCAGUCAUCACCAUCCUCAAGACAGGGAGAGGGAGAGAGAGAAGAGAAAGAUUGCAUGGCCAAAACCAUGUCUUCCUCCUCCCCUUCCAUCCAAGCCUGCUCCUACCACAACCGCAGUACUCACACCGUCAUCUCCGACCUCAACGGAACUCUCCUCCGCUCAGCCUCCUCCUUCCCUUACUUCGCCCUCGCCGCAUUUGAGGCCGGCGGCCCUCUUCGUCUUCUUUUCCUCCUCCUCCUCUACCCUCUCUCCCUUUUCCUCCACCACUUCGUCUCCGAAUCCGCCGGCAUCAAAGUUCUCAUCUUUGCUUCGCUCGCCGGAGCAAAAUUAUCAACCAUCGAGUCUGUAGCACGUGCCGUUCUGCCCAAGUUCUAUGUGGAGGUUUUGCAUCCGGAGACAUGGCGGGUGUUGUCGGCGUGCGGUCUGCGGUGCGUGGUGACGGAGAGUCCGGCGGUGAUGGUGGGGCCGUUUUUGAAAGAGUAUUUGGGGGUUGACGAGGUGGUGGGGACGGAGCUUGGGGUCUAUAGAGGAAGGGUUACAGGGUUGGUGCGUGACAGUGGAGUGCUCGUCGGAGAGAGGAAGGCUGAAGCGUUGAAAAGGGUGUUUGGUGGUGAAUUGUUGCCGCAGACAAUUGGGAUCAGUCAUCGGAAUUCGGAUGGCGCUUUCAUGAAUCUCUGCAAGGAAUCCUACAUGGUGCUACACAACCCAGAACUCCCUGCAGUGAGCUCAGCUCACCUCCCCAAACCCAUCAUCUUCCAUGACGGCCGCCUUGUCCAAAAGCCAACCCCUCUCCUCUCCCUCCUCACCAUCCUCUACCUCCCCUUUGCCUUCUUCCUCUCCAUUCUCCGCAUUGCCGCCGGCAGUCUCCUCCCCGUCCACCUCUCUCUCCCCGCCCUUCGUUCCCUCGGCGUGCGCAUAAUCAUCCAAGGCACACCUCCUCCUCCUCCCUCCACCUCCUCCACCGGCGUACUCUUCGUCCUCUCCCACCGCACUCUCCUCGACCCAGUCUUCCUCUCCUUCUCCCUCCGCCGCCCCAUCACUGCCCUCACCUACUCCCUCUCCCGCCUCUCCGAACUCAUCUCCCCAAUUAAAACCGUUCGUCUCACCCGUGACCGCGCAACCGACGGAAAGCAGGGCCAGCAGGACACAAUAGUAGAGAGUAAUUCAGGCGUGGUGAACGCAUGCCUGAAAGGCGCAACCGCGACUGCAGACAUACGACUGCAGUGGGUGCGGUGCGCCGGCAUCCCUGCGCUGAAGUCUGUAGCGCCCCCAUGCCAUAUUCGGAGCACCUAUGUGCCUAGUUAUAGAGAAUGCGAUAUUCCCGUGCCAAGGAGUGCCACGAGCACGCCAAACGCAGUUUCUCUUCUGUUUCAGUUUAAAGUCGAGAUUUCAAGCGACGAAUGUAGACUCUCUAGCGUGCGGAUCUUUCGACAGGUUUCUCAUGAAAAGAAAAAGGUCGGGGAUGAAGAUUUCAAGAUGAAUUUCUCUUUUGAGAUCAGUAGGAAGGUUUUGGACUAG